Messenger RNA from Hydractinia symbiolongicarpus, 3280 nucleotides. RefSeq names its product kinesin-associated protein 3-like. Gene Ontology annotation, molecular function: kinesin binding. Gene Ontology annotation, cellular component: ciliary transition zone; kinesin II complex; axoneme. The transcript has 13 exons. The record is from RefSeq and is a predicted model, not a curated record. Lineage: Eukaryota; Metazoa; Cnidaria; Hydrozoa; Anthoathecata; Hydractiniidae. Bases 163 to 2634 code for a protein of 823 amino acids. Gene Ontology annotation, biological process: cilium organization; microtubule-based movement.
UUUUAAUUGUGUUGAACCAGUAUCAUUGGUAAUUCGUUGUGUUUAGUCAGAGUGGUGUUCAAUAGUGUUGAGUUGAAUCAAUCACACUAAUUUAGCGUUGCGUUAUACACAGAAAGAACUAUUGCGAAGAUAACCUACAGGAAAUAAAUACAUAAUAUAAUCAUGCAAGAAGAAGAAGCAAGGUUUCUAAAAAGGAAAGUCAAAGGUGGAACAAUUGAUGUUCAUCCGACUGAAAAUGCGAUUGUUGUCCAUUACGAGUUGGAAGCUAUGAUUCUUGGUGAGGGAGGUGAUCCUAUGAUGGGAGAACGAAAGGAAUGCCAAAAAGUAAUAAGGUUGAAAGCUCUUAAUGCAACUACAAACAUUGGAGUUUUUGCUAAAGAAAUUGUGGAGAAAUGUAAAUUGAUCCACCCAUCAAGGAUUCCUGAAGUUGAACAGUUACUAUAUUAUUUGCAACAAAGAGGUGGCAAGGACACAACAGAAAAAAAGAAGAAAAAGGAGAUUGAUCCAUUCGACAGUAAUGAAUUUGAUGAGUCUGCUAACUUGAAUGAUAUUGAAGAAUAUAUGGAAAUGCUCUACGAAGACACCCCAACUAAAAUUAAAGGUUCUGGGAUGAUCUUACAAGUUGCACGGAAUCCAGACAAUUUGACUGAGCUUGCACAAAAUGAAACAGUGAUGAGUGCAUUAGCUAGAAUAUUAAGAGAAGAGUGGAAAUCAAGCACGGAACUGACAACCAACAUUAUUUACACUUUUUUCUGCUUUUCAAGUUUUACAGAAUUUCACGAAGUUAUUGUGCAUCAUAAAGUUGGUGCUUUGUGUAUGCAUAUUUUGGAACAGGAGUCUCAUAAGCAUGCUCUGUGGUUAGACGAGCUGGCAAAGAAGCAAAAGACUGUUGAAACUGAUCCAAGUAAGAAGAAAGAUUACGAAAGAAGUUACAAAAAGUAUCAAAAUCUCUUAAAAAAACAAGAUCAUUUACUACGAGUUGGUGUGUACCUGUUGUUAAACUUAGCUGAAGAUUCAAAAGUGGAAGUAAAAAUGAAAAAUAAAAAUAUUAUUCCUUUAUUAAUUGGUUUACUUCCACGAAAAAAUCCUGAACUUCUCAUAUUAGUUGUUUCCUUCUUAAAAAAGAUGAGUAUAGUUCGUGAAAAUAAAGAUGUUAUGGCAGAACACAACAUUAUCGAAAAGGUUGCCCAAAUGAUUCCCAAUCAUAGUGGUGAUUUGUUGAAUAUAAUAUUGCGUUUACUUCUUAAUUUAACGUUCGAUACUGUGCUUCGUGAUAAAGCUGUUAAAUGUGGACUGGUACCGAAGCUUGUUGAUUUCAUUGAGAUAGAGCAGCAUUGUGUGGUUGUGAUGUGUAUUCUGUAUCACAUUAGCAUGGAUGAAAAGUAUAAAUCGUAUUUCAGUUAUACUGACUGCAUACCAAUGAUAAUGAAAUUGAUCUUGGCAUCGCCAGGUGAUAGAAUUGAGAUCGAGCUUAUAGCUCUGACAAUCAAUUUAGCAGCCAAUAAAAGAAAUGCUACUUUGAUUUGUGAAGCAAAUGGUUUGCGUUUGUUGAUGAGAAGAGCGUUGAAAUUUAAAGACCCUUUGCUAAUGAAGAUGAUUCGUAAUAUAUCGCAACAUGAUGGUCCGACCAAAAGAGAGUUUAUCAAUUAUAUAUCUGAUUUGGCAAACAUCAUAAAAAACUUCAAAGAUGAAGAGUUUGUAGUGGAGUGUAUUGGAAUUCUGGGAAAUAUUAAUAUUCCUGAACUUGAGUAUUCAAUGAUGUUGAAAGAAUACGAUUUGCUGACUUUCAUAAAAUCAAAAAUCGUUCCAGGAGCUGCUGAAGAUGAUGUCGUUUUGGAGGUUGUUAUAAUGACAGGUACCAUAGCCAGUGAUGAAGGCUGCGCUACAAUGCUCUCCAAAUCUGGUCUCAUUCAUGAUCUGAUCGAAUUGUUGAGAGCCAAACAAGAAGAUGACGAGCUCGUUCUACAAAUUGCAUAUGUAUUUUAUCAAAUGGUAUUUCAUCAAGCGACGAGAAAUGUUAUCGUUAAAGAAACUCAAGCCCCUGCUUAUCUCAUCGAUCUCAUGCACGAUAAAAACGAAGAAGUACGAAAAGUAUGCGAUAACACGUUAGAUAUUAUCGCGGAAUGCGACGAGGAAUGGGGUACUAAGAUUCAAAUUGAGAAAUUUCGUUGGCACAACUCCCAAUGGUUACAGAUGAUUGAGUCACACGCAAAUGAUCGAGACCAGGAGAACAUUUACUACGACGAAGAAAAUCCCUAUCACACAGAUAUUUUAGACCGUCCCGAUCUUUUCUAUGGCAACCCUGAUGACGUGUUAGCAGACGGCGACAUGAGUUACCCUGGUGGAGCUUACAUGGAAGAGCCGGACGGAUAUAAUGGUUACGGAUGGAAUGAUCCUACGAAUAGUUUCGAUGCUUCUGCUGUUCGAGGCAUGUUGUCGGACCCUUACGACCGACCGUCGUCCGCGCAUGGCAAACGGCCCGGUAAUAUGACGCGGCACCGACCACUCGAAGGAUACAACAGUGACGAUGGUUAUGACGACGUCGAUAUCGAUUAUCCAAGCUAUGGCCAUAACGAUCCGUACGCGUAUGGUAGCCGACCAGAGGGUAGAACCGGUGGAACUUAUGGAUAUUAAAUGGACUAUUAAACAUUUAAUGUUUUUUUUAUUCGUAUGUAGUUUUUUAUUAUACAUAUUUACUGCUGCAAGCGUGUUCGUAAAAGUUAAAGAAAGUGGAUGCGAACUCUGGUCUAUUAACGUGACUAAAAUUGUCACAAAACCUCAUCCUUUUGGACUUCUGGAAACUUUUUGGAAAUUACGGAACAAGUUGGAAAACAUACAAUCGCAUGAAAAAUUGGUCCGAUUGCGAUGACAUCCUGAAUUACAAUGAAACGUAAUUUUAAAAAGUUUUAUGACGGUGGAUGUGAACGCGAACGCGCUAAAACGUUUCAUCAAUUCCAACCUUUAUCAAUUAAACAAAGAUUUCACGGCGUCGUAGCAACCGUGUGUGUUGUCUAUCAAACGUAGCUGCGUAUACGUCAUAAGUCAUGUAAAAAGCUUCAUCAAGUUUAUUAUUAGAAAAAAAAACACACCCAACGCGUUCUAUUCCCCAUUAUUCUAUCAUUAUUUAUUUAGAACUCUGUUUUUAUUGUAGAUGUGUAAUUUCUUUUUUAUGAUAAUUUCAAAUAGCUGUGAAUAAAAUCCCGAUGUAAAAUUUUUAAAUGGAAUGCUACUUAAAAACUGUUGAUAUUAUGAAUUAAAAUUGUACAUAGAUAUGAAACAA